This is a messenger RNA of Pichia membranifaciens NRRL Y-2026, 756 nucleotides long. RefSeq lists its product as hypothetical. The transcript has a single exon. Gene Ontology annotation, molecular function: 6-phosphogluconolactonase activity. Gene Ontology annotation, biological process: carbohydrate metabolic process; pentose-phosphate shunt. NCBI's taxonomy places the organism in Eukaryota, Fungi, Ascomycota, Pichiomycetes, Pichiales, Pichiaceae. Bases 1 to 756 code for a protein of 251 amino acids. The record is from RefSeq and is a predicted model, not a curated record.
AUGGUUAAAGUAUACGCAUACGAGGACAGCGACGCAAUUGCUAAGUCGUUGGCCAAAUUUAUCAUUCAGCAACAAGAUGCAAUCUUGGCCACGAAGGAGCAGUUCACCAUUGCGAUCAGUGGGGGCUCAUUGAUUAGCAUCUUAGCCAAAGGCUUGCUCAAGAACAAGGACAUCAAAUGGUCGAAGUGGGUCAUCUACUUCAGUGAUGAAAGAGUGGUCCCGCUCAAUGACAAGGACUCCAACUUCGGAGCCUUUGAGAAGGAGGUGCUUGAGCCAUUGGCCCACGAGAACCUGAUCGGCCCGACCGUGGUGACAAUCAAUGAGUCCUUGGUGCAUUCAGAAGACCACAAGACUGACCAGCAGAUCGCAGAAGAAUACGAGGCCAGCUUGCCAGAGCACGGCAUUGAUUUGGUCCUUUUGGGCUGUGGACCAGACGGCCACACCUGCUCCCUUUUCCCAGGUCACAAACUGCUCUCCGAGUCGAGCUCCAACGUUGCCGCCUUGUACGACUCUCCAAAGCCUCCUCCAAGGAGAAUAACUUUGACGCUAAAGUACUUGGCCAAGUCCGGCACUAUCUGUUUCGUGGCAACGGGGUCAAGCAAGCAGACCGUCUUGAAGGAAAUAUUUGGAGACUCGGAAAGCAAGUUACCGAGUGCCAUUGUCAACGGCUUGGCCGAAGACGUCAAGGGCGGUGUCUGCUGGUUUGUGGACAACUCGGCUGUCGAAGGUGUUGAAGUCGAGAAGCUCCAGUACUAA